Neltuma alba is the source of this 1115-nucleotide messenger RNA. Its product is annotated as gluconokinase. NCBI's taxonomy places the organism in Eukaryota, Viridiplantae, Streptophyta, Magnoliopsida, Fabales, Fabaceae. Gene Ontology annotation, cellular component: cytoplasm. The coding region runs from base 373 to 930 and encodes 185 amino acids. Gene Ontology annotation, molecular function: gluconokinase activity. The record is from RefSeq and is a predicted model, not a curated record. The transcript is spliced from 4 exons.
UGUAAUAUCCCCGUCGGGUAAACAAAAACCCCCCAGCUCAUAUCGUAUGUUACCAUCGCAAGGGAAGAGAGAGAAAACGCGUUGCUCAUCUCCUCUAACCGCUCCUCUUGUCCAGUCGCGCAGGUCGGCCAUUUUUUCUCCUCCUUCGAGCUUUCGAACUCAUCCGCGGGAAACUAGAUCAUUUCUAGUGGGUAUUGGCUAUGUGGCACAUCCUGAGGCAUUGAUAGAGUAUUACCAGCAAGAAGUUUACCGUAUCAAGUCUCAACUUUGUCGUAAGGUUUUUCAACUAUUGUAAGUACUCAUCGAUAAUGGCUUCCAACAACGGUAUGUGAUUUCAGUUAAUGCUGAAAUUAAAAGAAUACAUUCUAUUCAAUGGAUACAGUUGAUUUAUUUUUUGUCGCAGGUAAAGCUAUCGUAAUUUGGGGUGUUAGUGGUUCUGGAAAAACCACAAUAGGUCAAAUGCUGGCAACGGAGUUGAACUACAAUUAUCUUGAUGCUGAUGAUUUUCAUUCCCAGUCAAACAAAGCAACAGAUAAGAUGCGUAUGGGAAUCCCGCUUUCAGAGGAAGACCGGAUUCCAUGGCUUAAUUCACUAUGCAAUGAUUUGAGAGAACACUUGACAAACAAAAAGGAUGUGGUUCUGAGUUGCUCUGCUUUGAAGAAGCAAUAUAGAGAAAUACUUCGAUCUGCUGACCCUAAUUAUAAUCAUGGAAGUUAUGCCAGUGCUGUAAGUUUUGUUCUGUUAGAUUUACCUGCUCAAGUUUUAAGAGAUCGUUUAACUGAACGAGCUGCAAAAGGAAGCCAUUUUAUGCCCGCGUCUCUUUUGCAAUCUCAGUUAGACUUGCUAGAGAUUGAUGAGUCUGAGGGAAUACUUAAAGUUGAUGCUACUUUGAGUCCGAAAACCAUUGUCAAUACCAUUAAGGAAAUGUGAUGGAUUUAAAGUUUGUUCCCUUUUGGCCUGUUUAAUUGAUGCUAAGUUUCACGAUUGUAAUUUAACUAGUACAUGACCCAUGCGAUAGUUGGGCAUGAAUGGGUGGCUCUAUAUGUAGCAUGGAAAGUUGAAUUAUUAUGGAAUGAUAAGUUGAAUUAUACUUCAGGAAAUCACUUUAUAAACAA